AUGGGCGCACCUGUCAAUUGCCCCCGCUCCAAGCCCUCUCGCGAGGAUGAUCUGUCGGAGUAUACGCCCAUGCCCUGGACACUGAAGGAAAUUAGAGCUGCCAUUCCUGCACAUCUCUUCGUCAGAGACACUCCCAGGGCGAUGCUGUACCUCAUCCGUGACCUCCUAAUGGCUGCGAUCGUCUGGAAGAUAGGCCUCCAAAUAGACCCGACAUUCAAGCGUGUUGAUGUCCUGUCUCUCAUGACCCCGGUUGGGGCGGAAGCUGGGCGCUGGCUCGCUUGGGUCGCAUACUGGUGGAUGCAGGGGCUGAUAUUCACUGGCAUUUGGGUUAUCGGGCAUGAAUGUGGUCACGGCGCCUUCUCAGCCCAUAAGUGGGUUAACGAUAUAAUUGGAUUUAUUACCCAUACCUGCCUGUGGACGCCCUACUUUAGCUGGAGGAUCUCGCACCACAGACACCACAGCAACCAUGCAUCUAUGGAACGAGAUGAAGUGUAUGUUCCAAAGACCAGGAGCGACUUGGGAAUACCCCAGGAGGACGACAAACAUGUGAUCGAUUAUGACGAGUACCUCGGCGAUACUCCUAUUUACACUAUGUACAUGUUGAUCCGGCAGCAGCUUCUCGCGUUCCCUGCAUAUUUGCUGUUCAACGUGUCGGGCCAGAAGGACUACCCCAAAUGGACGAAUCACUUCGAUCCCAACUCUAUUAUCUUCACAAAGGAGCAGCGCAAUGUCGUCAUCAUCUCGAACAUCGGUAUGGCAGGUAUGGUCUAUCUGGUCAAGGCCGCCUGCGCGACGUACGGGGCUUCGUAUGUGGUCAAGCUCUACGGGAUACCCUGGUUGUGCGUGUCGCACUGGUUCAUCAUGAUCACGUACCUCCACCACACGGACCCGGAGCUACCUCACUACCGCAGGUCGGAAUGGAACUUCCAACGAGGCGCCGCUGCCACCGUCGACAGGAACUUCAUGGGCUGGUGGGGUCGCUUCUUCCUGCACGACGUCGCACACUUCCACGUGAUCCAUCACUUCUUCCCGAAGAUGCCCUGGUACAACGGUGAGGAGGCGACGGGGUAUCUCAGGAAUUUCAUCGGCGAGCACUACGCUUACUCGGACAAGCCCGUGUUCAAGGCGUUGUGGCACAACUAUAAUGAAUGCCAGUUUGUGGAAGACGAAGGUUCGUAUCACGAAGCAAUGCUUAACACACUCUGA
Molecule: messenger RNA, 1206 nt
Organism: Gloeophyllum trabeum ATCC 11539
Lineage: Eukaryota; Fungi; Basidiomycota; Agaricomycetes; Gloeophyllales; Gloeophyllaceae
Exons: 8
Coding region: 1-1206 (401 amino acids)
Biological process (GO): lipid metabolic process
Molecular function (GO): oxidoreductase activity, acting on paired donors, with oxidation of a pair of donors resulting in the reduction of molecular oxygen to two molecules of water
Source: RefSeq, a predicted model, not a curated record